Messenger RNA from Suillus clintonianus, 1407 nucleotides. RefSeq lists its product as uncharacterized. NCBI's taxonomy places the organism in Eukaryota, Fungi, Basidiomycota, Agaricomycetes, Boletales, Suillaceae. The transcript is spliced from 4 exons. Bases 330 to 1292 code for a protein of 320 amino acids. The record is from RefSeq and is a predicted model, not a curated record.
AUAUCCCUACUCCGUCUUCUUCUACCACUCAUUCAACCCAUAACUAAGCCCAUCCUCGAUCCUCAUCCUUUGGCUUCAUCAUUCCAUCAUGCCCGGCAGCGCAGAAACCCAAUCUAUAAGACUUGAAAGUAGCUCACUCCGUAUCACCUUGGGAUCUCUUUUGUGAUAUUCUCGCUCCAUCUACAGUGACCGGCGCAAAAAAUCUUCAAGUCCCUUCUGAGCGCAUACCCGCAGGCAUUUACGUGUCCAUUAAUGUCGACUCAAGGAGACGCUGGAAAUCAGCCAUCAGCGUCUUAUCAUCCGACGCAUCCGUAGCGUGGGGAGAUACCAUGACCCUUUCAUUUUACGAGUCACCUGCAUUAUCAAUGGAGAUUAGAGCGUCCUUUGAGCUCGAUCGAACGCUGGGCAAUGGUGAAAUCAUCGGAAGACUUCAACCAUCACGGGAUGAGUUACUCGAUCAUGGAGAUGAACCAUUCGAACUGUCCUUCCCACCCGUUCGUGGUGUCAAUCCUUCGCUCACGCUCAAGGCCACCGUUGUACAUGCUAGCGAUAAUCAGGACGGUGCACUACUUGACUCCCUCGUAGAUCGCGAGAUUGCUCGAGAAACAGAUGCGGGCCAUGUACAAUUCUCCAGAUACAUAAGACACGAGAAGGGGGUCUCUCACCUGAACGGUGCUGUAGAGCGUUUUCAGUUGGUUCUGGACCGCUGUCCGGUCGACCAUCCUGACCACGCAGCGGCUCUCACCAACCUCGCGUGGGCCCGCCUUCAAUGCUACAUUCAAAGCGAUCUCCAAGACAUAGAUACCACCACUUCCCUCUUCCGCGAAGCCCUUGCAUUGCGUCUGCAGGGCCAUCACAACCACACAUUAUCUCUCUUUCAUCUCAUUUUCGCAUUGAACAGGCGCUGCAGCAAGGAGCGCAUCGCCGUCUUCAUUCACGAAUCCCUGCAGUUGUGCUGCAAGCUACUGCCCCUCUGUCCAGAGGGCACCUACCUUCGUAGCAUCGGUGUUGACAGUGCGGUUGAUUAUGUGAUUGUCGAAUGCAACGAUCUUCCGAUUGAUGCGUCUGACGAAGGCAUCUACCUUCGACGAGUCGUGCUCGAGCUCUGCCCACUGGGCCAGAAAUACCGUCCCGGGGCCCUCGACAAACUGUCAUGGGCUCUCGUAACACGCUUUAGCCAGCGCGGCAGCUUUGAUGAUCUAGAUGAGAGCAUACAACUUGGUCAUGAAGCUAUUUCUCUGUGCCCCGAGGGACAUUCUGACCGUGGAAACGUGUGCCUCCAUCAUUUGUAGCAAUCGGACAGGGUCAACCGGGUGGAGGGAAUGGCAAGGCGCUCUUGGCUGUCGAUGGCGAGCUCGAGCUUAUCCAUAAGCUUGUCCUCUCGACGGCCAACCAUUCCACUGUUGC